Molecule: messenger RNA, 558 nt
Organism: Microdochium trichocladiopsis
Lineage: Eukaryota; Fungi; Ascomycota; Sordariomycetes; Xylariales; Microdochiaceae
Exons: 1
Coding region: 1-558 (185 amino acids)
Source: RefSeq, a predicted model, not a curated record
AUGAAGCUUGCAAUCGGCGCCGCCGUCUCUGCCCUAACGACUCUCUCGCUGUUGACUCACGCACUGGCAGCCCCGACCCCAGCGCCUGACCCGGCCCUGGCCGUCAUGGCCCCCUCGACAUCAUUCAAUCUCAAGCUCGCCUCCUCUGACCGGCGCGUCGACGGCAAGUGCGCAAGCACAUACCACACGGGCGCGGGCUUCAACGACAUGGUCGUGGGGGCCUGCGACCCGGCGGCGCCACGCUCGUUCGCGCUGAACCCGACAGACUCGUCCAAGAUCGACUAUCUGGGCUUCGGAGCCACGACGCCGUCGCAGGUGCAAGCGUACGACGGGCUCGCAUCCUACGAGGUGUGGGCCAAGGUCGUCGCCAACGCUGGGCUGAGCGGGACCGAGUUCACGUACUCGGAGUCCGAGGGGUUCCUACAGAAGGGCACGGGGCUGGGAUUUCUGGCGUGCCGGUGGAGCCAUUACAACAGCUGGCAGCUCUUUGCGCUGAGCCGGGAGCCUGAUGGGUUCCCGCUGUCUUGUGCGCGAGUGGCUCUCAAGAAGAGUUUCUGA